Molecule: messenger RNA, 1029 nt
Organism: Sinocyclocheilus grahami
Lineage: Eukaryota; Metazoa; Chordata; Actinopteri; Cypriniformes; Cyprinidae
Product: protein patched homolog 1-like
Exons: 3
Coding region: 79-882 (267 amino acids)
Source: RefSeq, a predicted model, not a curated record
UUCUUUGCAGUUUUGGCCAUACUGACAUUGUUGGGGGUCCUUAAUGGUUUGGUGCUUCUUCCGGUACUGCUUUCCCUCAUGGGCCCCCCAGCUGAGGUCGUACCCGCUAACAAUGGCAAUCAUUUGCAAAGUCCCUUUCCUGAGCCCAUGCCUCCUCCUAUGAACCACCACGGGUAUUACGCUGGGUACAUCCCCAAGGGACCACGUCAGGCAUUCUCCGAGACCUCUGAUUCCGAAUACUAUUCUGAAACCACAGCCACCUCUGGCAUCGGUGAGGAGGAGUACAAGUACUGUGACAGGAGCGCAUACAUCACGUCUCCAGCUCAACCGCCAACCUCUCAUAUCCUGCUUGAAGCCAGCAAGAACCCCAGCUUCCCAAAGCUCACAGUGGUGAAACCUUUUAACGAAAACAGCUCUAAAGGACAGAACAGUGAGUCCAAGCAGAAUGCAGCCAACUCGGUCAGUUCACAGAUCACACGGUGGGACAAAAAGCAUGAGUAUCAAGGACAGAGGCGACAACAUUUACCUAGCGACAGGACCCACUGUCCUCGCAGGACUACUCAGUGUGGCCCAGGGCCACAACCAGGGAGAGGGCAGCAGCAAAACAGGACUACAGCCCCAGCCCACAACCCUGGGGCAUUGCAGCGCCCUAACAAUGCAAUCACCAUGGUUACAGCAACAGCCUCUGUGACAGUGGCAGUGCACCCCAGUUUGCCGGGGUCGUACCAGGGUUACAUGCACAAGGGGUUUGAGGAUAACGAGUCAGACUCUUUUGACGACUCUAAGAGGACUUCUCAAAUGUAUGGGAAGGCUACACAUUAUAAGAGGGACUCUUUGGAACUUCAAGAUCUGGAAUCAAGAGAAAAACCAGCAUCAAGCUAACCAGGCACUAGGUGGUACAUGGAUCCAAGCAGCCAAAGAUUGCUAGACUGCUCCCAGCCCCCACAUCCCUUUGUCUGGAAUCUCUGGCUGUUUUGGGAAGUUCCCAACCCCAGCCCGGUGUCUUUUAUCUCUUUGAACUGUACGUAG